Ziziphus jujuba (common jujube) is the source of this 1323-nucleotide messenger RNA. RefSeq lists its product as uncharacterized. Gene Ontology annotation, molecular function: double-stranded DNA binding. Gene Ontology annotation, cellular component: chloroplast. Gene Ontology annotation, biological process: chloroplast organization; regulation of DNA-templated transcription. The coding region runs from base 1 to 1119 and encodes 372 amino acids. Lineage: Eukaryota; Viridiplantae; Streptophyta; Magnoliopsida; Rosales; Rhamnaceae. The transcript has a single exon. The record is from RefSeq and is a predicted model, not a curated record.
AUGCAGUCGAAAAAUCUGCUUUCUUUGUUGCAAAAACGUUUUCUGGCAACAUCGGCAACACUUGCUGCUGCUACUACUGCUUCACAACCAAACCCAACAUUCGCAGUUCAAUUCUUGGUGAACUCAUGUGGGCUUCCUUUGGAAUUGGCUUUAGCUGCCUCCAAAUCCCUCAAACUCGACCAUAACAAUUCCCAGAAACCCCAAUCCGUGCUCAGUUUAUUAAAAUCUCAUCAAUUCGACGAUACCCAGAUAGCCAAUUUGAUCUCAAAGCGUCCCUCCAUUCUCCAAUCCAGGAUACAUAGCAAUCUCAGUCCCAAACUUCAGUUCUUGGUCGAAAAUGGCUUCGCCGGCAACCUACUUCCCAAGCUGAUCAUGUCGAAUCCCGAAAUUCUAGGUCGAAGCUUGGUUUCCCACAUAAAACCGACAUAUGAAUUCCUCAAAAAAUUCUUGAAAACCGAGGAGAGAGUUGUGGCUUCGGUGAAUCGAACUUCAUGGCUUCUAACUUCGGAACCCAAAUCCAAAUUGCUACCAAAUAUGGAGAUUUUGAUGAGAGAAGGAGUUCCCGAGAAAACGGUGACCCAGCUUCUACUUUCUCAUCCCAGAGCGUUGAUGCAGAAGGUGGAGAGAAUGGUUCUCUGCAUCGAAGCUGUGAAGGGGUUGGGUCUCCAACCGGGUUCUCCAAUGUUCACAGAAGCUGUUCGAGUAAAGUCCUCAAUGAGCGAUUCAACAUGGAACAAAAAAGUGCAAGUUUUCAAGGACUUGGGUUGGUCUGAAGAAGAUAUUUUUCAUGCUUUUGUACGUUGUCCAAAUUCUUUAGCUUAUUCGGAGGAGAAAAUUCGGAGAGCCAUGGAUUUCUAUAUGAAGACUAUGAAGUUGGAGUUGGAAGAAAUAAUUUCUUCUCCCAAGUUGCUUAGCUUUUCAAUUGAGGCAAGAAUUCGUCCAAGAUACCAAGUUUUGACGGUUUUAGUGUCUAAGGGGCUGAUUAAACAUGACAACAAACCCCGCUUUGUGUUUGAACAAUCUGAGACUAGAUUCUUGGGCAACUUCAUUUUCAAGUAUAUCGGUGAAAUUCCAAAUUUGUUGGAAAUGUAUAAUGCUGCCAAAGCAAAGGCAAUGUGAUGAUGAUGAUAAUUUUUUUUUUGCUUGAAGAUGAUGAUGAUAAUUUAUGGUAAUUAAGUUUCGUCCGAAUUAAUGUCCAAAAAAAAUAGUUUGGUCGAAAUUUACUCUCUGAUUUUCUCAUGGCAUGAAAUACUUUCUCUAUGAAUAUAGUGCAUAUUUUUUAAGAGUAUACUUUCUCUAUGAAUAUAGGUACAGAUUAUAUGA